Malania oleifera is the source of this 2499-nucleotide messenger RNA. RefSeq names its product oligopeptide transporter 4-like. The transcript has 6 exons. NCBI's taxonomy places the organism in Eukaryota, Viridiplantae, Streptophyta, Magnoliopsida, Santalales, Ximeniaceae. Gene Ontology annotation, biological process: transmembrane transport. Gene Ontology annotation, molecular function: oligopeptide transmembrane transporter activity. The record is from RefSeq and is a predicted model, not a curated record. The coding region runs from base 28 to 2274 and encodes 748 amino acids.
AACCCAAACCCACCCCCUCGCAUCACUAUGGCCACCCUUGAGCUAGAAACACCAUGCCUCACGCCGGAAGAAGCCAGCCCCGUCAUCUCCUCCACCGCCUCCGGCGACGACGACGACAUAUCCCCCAUCGAACAAGUCCGGCUAACCGUAACCAACACCGACGACCCGACCCUACCCGUGUGGACCUUCCGGAUGUGGUUCCUGGGAAUCCUGUCCUGCGCCCUCCUCUCCUUCCUCAACCAAUUCUUCUCCUACCGCACGGAGCCUCUCAUCAUAACCCAGAUCACCGUCCAGGUGGCCGCCCUCCCCAUCGGCCACUUCUUGGCCGCCGUUCUACCCGCUUCCCAGUUUCGGAUCCCGGGGCUCGGAGGCCGGAGCUUCUCCGUCAACCCGGGCCCGUUUAACAUGAAGGAGCACGUCCUCAUUACCAUAUUCGCCAACGCGGGAAGCGCUUUCGGGUCCGGGUCGGCCUACGCCGUCGGCAUCGUAACCAUAAUCAAAGCAUUUUACCGCCGGAAUAUUUCAUUCCUGGCAGCCUGGAUUCUUAUUAUCACUACUCAGGUGUUGGGAUAUGGUUGGGCCGGGCUGCUGAGGAAGUACGUGGUGGAGCCGGCCCAUAUGUGGUGGCCCAGCACUCUGGUUCAGGUCUCCCUUUUCCGGGCAUUGCAUGAGAAAGAUAAGCAACGCAUGUCAAGGGCAAAGUUCUUUGUAAUUGUUCUAAUCUGUAGCUUUUCCUGGUAUUUGUUCCCUGGGUACCUGUUCCCAACACUUACAAACAUAUCAUGGGUCUGCUGGGCAUUCUCCAAGUCAGUCACUGCCCAGCAAAUUGGUUCAGGUAUGAAGGGCCUUGGAGUUGGAGCCUUAACGCUCGACUGGUCUGCUGUGGCAUCUUUCUUGUUCAGUCCCCUCAUCUGCCCUUUCUUUUCCAUUGUCAAUGUCUUUGUGGGCUAUGCUUUGAUAAUCUAUGUUGCAAUCCCCACAGCCUACUGGGGGCUAGACCUGUAUGGUGCACAAAAAUUUCCCAUAUUCUCAUCACACUUAUUCACAGCCCAAGGUCAAAACUAUAACAUAUCAGCUAUUGUGAAUGACAAGUUUGAGAUGGACUUGAUGAAGUAUAAUGAGCAAGGGCGGAUUCAUCUAAGCACAUUUUUUGCUUUAACCUAUGGGUUCGGUUUUGCCACUAUUGCAUCCACCCUCACUCACGUAGCUUUCUUCUAUGGAAGAGAAAUCUACGAGAGAUUUCGUGCUUCUUACAAAGGCAAGGAAGAUAUUCAUACCAGAUUGAUGAGGAAAUACAAGGAUAUACCUUCUUGGUGGUUUUAUAUCUUGCUUGGGGUGACACUUGCAGUCUCUCUUGUGCUCUGCAUUUUUAUGAAAGAUCAGGUUCAGAUGCCAUGGUGGGGGCUCCUCUUUGCUUGUGCCAUGGCCUUUAUUUUCACACUUCCAAUCAGCAUCAUUACUGCCACAACAAACCAGACACCAGGGCUCAACAUAAUCACAGAAUACGUCAUGGGAGUUAUAUUACCAGGAAAACCAAUAGCAAAUGUAUGCUUCAAAACCUAUGGAUAUAUGAGCAUGGCUCAGGCGGUUUCCUUCCUUAAUGAUUUUAAGCUGGGGCACUACAUGAAGAUCCCCCCAAGGUCAAUGUUCUUAGUGCAGUUCAUAGGAACAGUUAUUGCUGGAACAAUUAACCUUUCGGUGGCAUGGUGGCUGCUGAACUCUAUCGAGAACAUGUGCCAGGAUGACCUCCUUCCAGCAGAUAGUCCUUGGACAUGCCCUGGUGAUCGGGUAUUCUUCGAUGCAUCAGUUAUAUGGGGUCUGGCAGGACCCAAAAGGAUAUUUGGAGCUCUUGGAAACUAUCAGGCCAUGAAUUGGUUCUUCCUUGGUGGUGCAUUGGGGCCAGUUGUAGUUUGGCUAUUGCACAAGGCAUUCCCCAAGCAGACUUGGAUUCCCCUUAUUAACCUUCCAGUCCUUCUGGGAGCGACAAGUAUGAUGCCACCAGCAACAUCACUAAACUACAACUCCUGGAUCAUAGUUGGAACAAUAUUCAACUUUUUCAUCUUCCGUUACCAAAAGCAAUGGUGGCAGAGAUACAAUUACAUUCUGUCAGCUGCUCUAGAUGCCGGAGUGGCUUUCAUGGCAGUGCUGUUGUACUUCUCGCUGAGCAUGGAGAACAAAGGUUUGGCUUGGUGGGGUACAAAUGGUGAACACUGUGAAUUAGCAGCUUGUCCAAUAGCCAAGGGCAUAGUGGUAGACGGGUGUCCAGUGAACUAAUAGUGCUUGUAUUCCUCUUUCACACAUGCUUCACUCUAAGAAGCUGCACAGCAUAGAAUAAACAAAUAUGGUUGUGGCACAGGUAGAUGAGUAGAUCGAGGAGAUAGUUGUGUUGUAUGCUUCUUAAUAUUUAUACAGAAUUUACUUUCACAUGUAAAAUCAAUACCAUUGUCGAAUCUAAAAUGUUUAGACUAAAGAAUGACACAUAAGUCAAAUUGUAAAGUA